Geodia barretti is the source of this 744-nucleotide messenger RNA. The record is from the annotation of a GenBank genome assembly. Lineage: Eukaryota; Metazoa; Porifera; Demospongiae; Tetractinellida; Geodiidae.
CUAACCUUCUCCCCCUCUCUCCCUGCUACCCACUCUCUCUUUCCCCUCUCUCUCUCCCUGCUACCCGCUCUCUCUUUGUCUUUGUGUAGGCGGUUGGAGACCGAUCGUAAGAGUCACACGUCGAUCGCUCGGACGAGCAGUUUUCGUUCCAUGUCAGAUACCGAUUCCGUCAACUCCCUGAGAAUCGGGUUCACUGCAGAGGAGCCCCUAGCAGACGUGACGUCCCACAGACCACUAGACCAGAGUAGUGUGGAGGGAGGAGGUGGUGGUGGGGGAGGGAUGAGGGAGAGUGACUCGCUCGUUCGACUCCGCACAGAGAGCGAGAUGUCGGGGGAGGUAUCCUCAACGGGGAGCAAGAGUCCCAACCAGGGGGUGGGGGAGGAGGGAGGAGGAGGGGGUCAACCCGACGUGGAGGACACACAGGGAGUGAGUGAAGAUGCGGAAGACACCCUGAGGGUGUGGAGUCAUCUUCUCAAGAACUGGGAGGAGAACGUGAGGAAGAGCGUGAAACAGGUGCGGCAGCGAGCGAGGGAGGGUAUUCCGGGGGUGCUACGAGGGAUGGCCUGGCAGCUCAUGUGCGGGGCUCAGGACCACAACCUCAGAGAUCGCUACCCUGCUCUCCUUACCGAAGAGUAUCCAUUUGAGAGGCAGAUAAAGAGGGACUUGGCGAGGACAUUUCCCGAGCACUCGUUCCUCAAGGAGAGAGACGGCCUUGGACAGGAAUCUCUGCUGAACAUUCUAAAG